Hansenula ciferrii is the source of this 2154-nucleotide messenger RNA. RefSeq names its product Atp22p (gene ATP22). The transcript has a single exon. The record is from RefSeq and is a predicted model, not a curated record. The coding region runs from base 1 to 2154 and encodes 717 amino acids. Lineage: Eukaryota; Fungi; Ascomycota; Saccharomycetes; Phaffomycetales; Wickerhamomycetaceae.
AUGCUGGCCUCUAAACUUUCGAGGAUAAGACUUUUAAAUCCAAGAAUACCCAGAGGCUUCCGACUUAUACAUGGAAGUGAUGAAAAACCGAACACAUUAGAGCUCAAAAGACAGAGGUCAACCAUUCUUCCACCUUUGGAUCAAACCCAAUUUGUUUCAGAAAAAGAUUCAUUGCAGAGAGAAAUACUUAGUUACGAUCAGAUAAGAAGUAUUAUCAGUAAAUCAAAACUGCUUCAAAAGAAAGAAUCCCCAUUCAAACCAACACUAGUCAGGUUUUUAGAGAUUGAACUAUUGAAAAUAGCAUCUGAACAAUUUGAUGAUUUUGAUAAAUUUUAUGACUUAUUUUACGAUUUAAUGAAGAUUUUAAGAAAAAAUAAAGAGCUGCAAAAGUAUAUUGAAUCAAAUUUAACUAAUAUUUCAAAUUUGGCUUUCAACAUGUUAAUGAAUCAAAAAUAUUAUUCACUUUUUAUGAAUAAAGAGAUAACCUUGGUUUUACUGAAUUCAGAUCUCCAGAAUGAAGAAAAGAUACAAAGAGUGGAAUCCCUACUUAAAGUUUCAUAUAAAAUAAAACAACAGUUCAUAAGGAAGGACGUGCAUCAAUACCAGGAACUUACUAUAUCAAGCAGGAAUUUGAAAUCCAUAAUGAAUAUCCUAAGUCGUGAACAUUAUUUAAACUUCUUUGUUCAAUUGAUAGAGUUUGACAUACAUCAAAUAACUUCACCAGAUUUACAAAAACUAAGAAAUGAAUUACUACAUGGGGAUAAUACUGAACAACAAGUUUAUCAAUUCCAAGCACUUCGGACAGUGGAAGAUGAAGAAACAAAAAAUCUUUUGAGAACUAAAUUCCUAACAAUUUAUUCAUAUGGGAUGAUUAGAGCUAUUGUUAUAAAAUAUAUUCAAGAAAGCAAUAAUGAAAUGGUUGAUUUUUAUAUGGAUUUUCUUAUGGCUAAAUAUGCUAUGACUAGAGAACUUCCCCAUGUUAACUCACGUGAAUUGACUCAAAAUCUUUAUGAAGUUAUUACAUAUCAACUUGUUAAACUUAAACAUUAUAACUCUGCUAUUGAGUUACUGGAAACGAUGAAACAACACGGCCUUACACUUACACCAAAGCUGCUACAUAUAUUGGCUGUUUCAUUCAGAACAAGAAAGAUGUUCGAUGAAACUUUGUUGAUAUUGAAGAAGAUUGCAGAGCUAUUUAAUGAUAAAACAGUUGGGAUUGAUGACCAGUUCAAGAAACUCAUAUCUAAUGAAUUACUUAUUACCAUAAGAGAACAGUUUCCUGGUGAGCCAAAGAUAUUGAUCAGUCAAUUCUUAUCCAUGUUUGAAGGAUCUGAAAUAUUAUUGAAUGAGCUUGGUAUUAUUAAUUUGAUUCACGAUGGGCAUGUCAAGAAGCUGGUUGACUUAGAUGGUGUUUUAGCUCAAUUUUACAAGUCUGAAAUCUCUGAUAUAUUUAAAGCCAAUUGUUUUCCGGAUAUGCAUAAUAUAACUGAGAUAUAUAUUGCAGUAUUGAAUUAUAUUUCUGUACAUUCGUUUGUAUUACCCAAAGAAGAUAUUUAUAGAGAACUUUUCAAUUUAGCAAUGGAUCAUAUAUCAAAAGUUCAAGAGUUAGACUUUCCGGAUCAUCCAUUUUCAAAACAAAAUUUAGAUGAAGCUUUAGUUAAUCUUUUUGUUAAAAAUGUUCUCGAGAUAAAUGUUGAUUUGGCUUUGGACAUGUUGAAAAGAUCAUUGCAAACUUGCACAUUCAAGAGAUUUACUGGUGAAAGCGCUAGCAGAAUUUUAGCUAAACUUGAAAACGCAGAUUCAACAGAAAUCGAAAUAAUACUAGCUCUAUUCCAAGAGCUGAAGGAAUCAUUGGGAUUUCAUGCAUUAACAGCUUUGUGUUUGAGAGCUGCUAGAUUUGAUGACUUUGAUCAAGCACGCUUUUGGUAUGAUAAGAUAUUGGCGCUAGGUGAACCACUCACACAUUAUAGACUUAUUAAAUUAGCUGUACAGAUGGAAUGGGAAUUACCAAAAGAUUUUGAUACCACAUUACUAGAAAAAGAAUUUCAAUACUCCGCUGAAAGAGAACUAUCAUUUAAAGAUGAAAGAGUAUUCAUUGAUGAUCCUGAAUUUGCGGAAUUGGUCUCAUCUACAUUGCAAAAAUUUGAAAAUUAA